ACCGGAUGUAGACGCAGUUUCCCCGGGAAAACUCGGGUACCGUAGUGGUUGUGGCUCAUAACAGAAGCAGGUUGAGCGUUUAUGAGCGAUGGAGAAAAUAACAGAGAAGCUUCUAUUGGAGAAAGGCUCCCCAAAAACCAACAAGCUGGAACAGAUCACAACUUUGAAUCUAUCUAAGAUGGGGCUGAAGCUUGAGGACCUCCCUGUGAAGCUGCUUUCCCGUCUGAGGUCCCUGAAGCGUUGGGAUCUGUCUGGAAACAGACUGCAGGAGUUUCCUGCGAGUUUGGACCUGCCUGCGCUUCGGUACCUGGACCUGAGUGAUAACCAGAUGGAGGACGUCACCACCCUGGAAUCCCUGAGGGGUCUGGAGGAGCUCAAGAUGGAUGACAACCUUUAUAUCACUGUGAGUGACAAUUACAAGCUGUUUGUGUUGCUGCCCAAUCUGAGGAUUUACAACAGCAAAGAUGUCACCACCUCCGCCAACCAUCUGAGAUAUGUCUACAGCGACAACCUGAGGACCAGGAUGAUUGCAGUUUGGGAGAGGAGCUUCAGCCUCCCCGAUCUCAUCUCUGCUGAGAAAAUGUCCUCCUUGGAGAAGAACUUUGUGAGAGCUGCACGUCAACAGGUUAAAUUUGGCCCCAGUUCUGUUGCUGAUUUCACCAGAUGGAGGGUGGAGAUUCUGGCUAAGGAGUUUCUGCGCUCUCUGACAGAACCAAAGGAUGGCAAAGAUCACACCGAGAAUAAAGAGAAAACUGAUGUAUCUACACCUUCCAAGAGGAAACAAACUGACCUAAUGACAGAUGCCACCAUAAGCCUCACACCCCGCAAAAAGCUACGUGCCGACCUCCCCAAAUCACCUGCCCAAAGCAGUCCUCACAAAUCCAGCCUCCGCCUCAAACCACAGACAGGUACCCAGAUCCGGAUGAGCCCCCUGAAACCAAACAGAGUUCCCCCUACCCCCACCAAAGGACAGAGAAGGACAGAGACGCCCAGAAGCAGUACUGAAGUGCAAGAAGCCAAAGAGAAGGAACGGACAGAAAACCCCAGCAGAAAGGAUGCAAAGGCUGCAGAGCUGCAUAGAAAUGCACACGUGCAGCCUGUCAUAAAAGCUUGCAGCAAAACACAGCCGGUAUCCCUGAAGCCGCUGCACGUUCUGCAGUGCCACAGUAAGCAGGACAGCUCGGAGGACUUCUCUACCCAGCUGUGGGCCUGCGCCUUUCAGCCGCUCUCAGAAUCCAAUGGAGGAAGCCGCUUGGUGGCAACAUGUGGAGGAGACUCGGUCUGUGUGAUUGACUGUGAAACAGGGAUGGUGAUGAAGAAGUACAAAGUUCCAGGAGAGGAGUUUUUCUCCCUGGCUUGGUCCACCGUGUUGAUGUCCAGGAGGGGCAGCGCUCCAUCUCAGGCCUGCAGCAUUCUCGCCGCUGGCGGGAAGAGAGGAGCCAUCAAACUGAUCCAUCCCAGGGACAACGUGGCGUACGGCGAGUUCAGAGCCAGCCGAAAGCCGCUGUCGGUACUCCGCUUCAACCACAGACAGGGAAACUUCCUCUUCACGGGCUCCUAUGACAACAAAAUAGCCAUGUGGGAUGUCGGAGGAGUGGACAGCCAUUACAACUUCAAAGUUGUUCAGCUGCUGACGUUGGAGGUCGGCGCCACGCCUUUGCACAUCUGCCUGCCACCAGCCGCCCCCGACACACACCUAUUGACUGCCUGCGAAGACGGCCUGCACUGCUACAACACGCAACUGGGAGCCAACAGCACAACAAAGAGGUCAAAGGAGAUGGAAAUAACUUUCCCCAUUUAUAAGGAGGAGGACAAACAACACAACUAUCGCACUAUUGAUGGUCUGAGUUUUCUGACUGAUGAUGUAGUGGCCUCUAAGAGCCACACCCAUGGAUCCAUUUACCUGUGGAGCUGGAGCAGGACCAAGUCUCAGCGGCCGAACAAGAGCAACAGGUCUGUGUGCGCUGAGGUUCUUGCUGAGCUGCAGUGGGCCAACACUGACAUUCCCUACCUGGCUCUAAACACCUGCCCAGGAUGGGCCUACAUAGUCUGUGGAGAUGACAAGGGCCUAAUAUGGACUUAUCACGUCACCAACCUCCAGGAAAACCGUUUUCAGACUAGGAAACCCAUUCCACCCACAGAGGUGCUGGAAUGGCCGACCCCAGUGAGGAAAGGCCUGGGCCCAAUCGAGGGCCCCUCCAUCAACAGUGUGGCGAUGGACCCAGAGCUUCACUACCUGGUUGCCCUCACUGAUAUGAAUAUGGUGGUCAUAUGGAAGAGAGAGGCGUCGUCCUGAGGAACGUGGACCGAACCUUCCAAUGAAGAGCAGCUUUUUAGGACUAACAAACCUACAGGGUUUGCCCUGUCAGAAAUGAGGCGGAGGAAAUGUUGGUAUUUUCUUCAGAACUGAUUCAGUGAUCUGUUGGACCAUCACCACUUCAUCCAGCCUGGAAUGAUUUUAGUUCUUCCUCUUUGACCUUAAUGUCUUUGGGACAAUGACUUUCAGGAAGCUGCCACACUGCUCCGCAUGUUCAGAACAUCUAACACAGUUACAGAUCCAGGGAAUACAAUAAUACAUUUUAAUAGUGGUUUUAUAGAUUUUACAUGCUGAUGCUUACAGAAAAUAUCUCUGUGACUCAACUGUUGUCCAAAACUGACCGUAAAAACACAUCUAAAUGUAAGAAUUACAGGGAUUUCUGUGUUUUAUAUGUAUGGUGGCUUUGCAAUGUUAUGUGGCUUACAAAAUUAAGCUUUGUCUGAUUUGUAAACUUAAAUGUGAGUCUUUGGCCCAGAUUUGCCUGUUUUAAGUAAACUGUGGUUCUUAAAUACA
Messenger RNA from Girardinichthys multiradiatus, 2830 nucleotides. RefSeq names its product leucine-rich repeats and WD repeat domain containing 1 (gene lrwd1). The record is from RefSeq and is a predicted model, not a curated record. Bases 89 to 2296 code for a protein of 735 amino acids. Lineage: Eukaryota; Metazoa; Chordata; Actinopteri; Cyprinodontiformes; Goodeidae. Gene Ontology annotation, cellular component: nuclear origin of replication recognition complex. Gene Ontology annotation, biological process: establishment of protein localization to chromatin; chromatin organization. Gene Ontology annotation, molecular function: protein binding; chromatin binding. The transcript is spliced from 16 exons.